Molecule: messenger RNA, 4578 nt
Organism: Beauveria bassiana ARSEF 2860
Lineage: Eukaryota; Fungi; Ascomycota; Sordariomycetes; Hypocreales; Cordycipitaceae
Product: nonribosomal siderophore peptide synthase SidC
Exons: 1
Coding region: 1-4578 (1525 amino acids)
Biological process (GO): secondary metabolite biosynthetic process; amino acid activation for nonribosomal peptide biosynthetic process
Cellular component (GO): cytoplasm
Molecular function (GO): catalytic activity; phosphopantetheine binding
Source: RefSeq, a predicted model, not a curated record
AUGAUCCAUCAUGCUCAAUCAGACUUGCCAUUGACUCAGGUGCCCUGCUUUGGCACAGAGAUACAGGGCAACACAACGACAAGCACCUACCACGAGCUAAAGACCUCUGUUGAGAGCCUUCCCGAAAAUGACGAAGACAUUCUCAAAGGCUUUGGCCGAUACAUUGCGCAAAUUGCCGAGACUGCGCAGCCUUCAUUCUGUGCGCAGCUGUCUGCCGGCGAGUGCACGGUAGGUGUUGACAUGUCGCCCACGGGUUCCAUGGAGACGAAACGCAGCUCAUGGCGUGUGAGCAAGCAAGAAAUGGUCCGUUUGCACUACGACAACUUUUGUAUCUUAAUAUCAAAAGCUGCAGCAACUCCUGGCGUCCCAAAUCUCAGCGGCGCGCUGCAGCUGAUCGUCACACGGGAUGACGACUCAUCCACGGCCAGCCUGAGCAUACGGCUGAGGGCUAGCCACGGUCCGCUCGACGCUGCCACUCAUCUGCUCAAGCUGGCAGCAUGCACUCUAGUUUCGGAAACCUACCAGCCGACGUUGAUGAGCCGCUUCAACGUUGGGAUUGGGCUAGAGUCGUUGGAGGAAACAGGCCUCAAUCAGUCCAUCAGUGGCUCGCUCGCCAGCGGUACCGGCGCUGACAAUGCGGCACUUGUGCACACCGCGUUUGAGAAUCAAGUCCUGAGUCGCCCAGAUAACAUUCUCAUUGAGUAUCUUAGUCGGGACGAUGAAUUUUCCCUCGACAGCAUUCAGAGUCUUACAUACAAAGAUGUACACACCCGAGCCACGGCGCUGGCCCGAGAGCUCGUGGAAAUUGAACGCUACGCCGACUGGAAGCCCAUGACCGGACAGCAGCGCGCAGUGCCGAUACUUUUGCCAACAUGUCCUGAGAUCAUCAUUGCCAUCAUGGGCAUAUUAAAGGCUGGAUACGCCGCUUGUCCCAUGGCCGUCGAUCGGCCAGCCGCGAGCUUACAAGAGAUCCUCGGCGAUCUCAAUGCUGUGCCCGUCAUUGGCCGGGGACCAGAUCCAUUCUCGUCUGGUGUAAGCUCCAACAACAGUCCUCGGCAGCUCUCUUCUGGUCGAUUCAUCUGGGUCGACCUGGAUAAUCUUGGCGAAUGGAGGACCGGUCGAAUCUUGACGGCGCCUAUUGUGCGUCCGCUGCCUGUGCCGGCAUCCAGCGACAUCGCCUACGUCAUCUUCACCAGCGGCUCAACGGGCAAGCCAAAAGGUGUUCUUGUCCCUCACCGAGCCAUGGUUUCUUCCAUUUCGAGCUUCGCCCGUCGUGCCGCGCACCUGCCUACAGGUCCACGACUGCGCUGGUUUGUCAUGAACCUCCCCAGCUUCGACGCCUAUCAGCUCGACGUGCUUCACGUCAUUCUCCGAGGCGGCACGCUUUGUCUGGCAGAAAGGAGUCUUGUGCUGACGGAUGUCGAGCGCGCCAUCAAUAGACUGCGUGCGACUGCGACGACGACCGUGUCCAGCCUGGCCGUCAUCCUGCGGCCCGAGAAGCUUCCUACCUUGCAAACCAUUGUCGCCGGCGGCGAGAUGCUGCAUCAGCAGGUCGUUGAUAACUUUGGUCAGACGUCUGUCGUUGGCAAAGAGGAACGCCGGCAACCGGCUCGUCAUCUCAUCAACGGCUACGGCCCGACAGAGACUGCUAUUGUAGUUGCCACUGAACUCAUGUCUGUUACUACUCGCGGGAGCAUUAUCGGAGAGGCGCUGCCGACGUCCAUUCUCGUCAUCAUUGACCCGGUACCUGACGUUGUACGCGAAGUGCCCGCCGGUGUGCCCGGAGAACUUGCCAUUGGCGGUCCGCAGCUCAGUCAUGGUUAUCUCAACCGACCUGUGGAAACGUCACAGGCUUUCGUCACGCAUACGACGCUCGGCCGUCUGUAUCGCACAGGCGACAAGGCACGCGUGGUAUGGGCCAGUGACGGUCAGCGCAAGAUUGAGAUUCUCGGUCGUCUCGCGCUUGAGCAGGUCAAGAUCAAUGGCCGGCGCAUGGAGCUCGGCGAGGUAGAAUCGUGUUUGCUCGGUGUGGGUCACGUGCGCGAGGCAGCUGUCGUGCCCGUGCAAAAUUUCAUGUUGGCUGCGUUUCUGGUACUUCGCAACGGCGAGGGUGUUGCCGAGGACACGGUCAAGGCCGCGUGUCAUCGCCAAGCCAGCGAGCAUCUCGCGCCAUGGAUGCGUCCGUCGAGCUACCACGUUGUACCCAGCUUGCCGCGAACUCCAAACGACAAGAUUGACCGGAGAGAGCUGAAGCGUUCCAUGGAAGAGCGCAGCGCGGCACAGGACGCACAGCCAGCAUUGGAACACGCUGCUCAGUACAAUGAUACUGUCAACGGAAUCAAAAGACUGAGUGUCGAGACACAAUUCCGCGAAGUCGCCAAUGUCAAUGGCGACAAGCAACAUGCUCACACCGGUCUGACCCUGACGCCAGCCACCAGGUCGGUGACGCAAGCAAAUUCUUCACCAUCUGCGACUAUUGGCUCACCCCCCGCAAAACAGAGCGAAAGCCCAGUUGUUCUAGUCUACAGAGGACUUGCUGCUGCGAUAGGAGACAACGUGCGCAGCCAUCCGCGAGAGACACCCACGUCUAGCAUUGGCUUGGACAGCAUACGCGCCAUGACGCUUCUCCGCGCAUUGAGGGCAGAGGGCGUCACGGGUCUGACAAUCAUGGAUGUCUUGUCGGCGACGCAUAUUCAAGAUAUCAUAGCCAAAGUCGAGAGCGUCACCGCCAAAGGUGCACCUGAUGGCGCGUCGGGAUCAGAGCAAGACAAGGAUACCACUCGCAAAACACCCAACGGUUUUUCAAAUUCGGGACAACAGAGAGCUCCCAAUGACUCGACAACACACCAAGCCAGUGUCCAUGAUGAAGAAGACGACGGAUCUGAUUCAGGACAGAGAUCUUUCGAAAUCAUAGCCCCAGAUGAGAUUGAUCCUGAUCCACUCCGCACAGAACAACUGAAAUCUAUCCCUAUAGACGAUGAAGACGCCAUCUAUGAGCUGGAUGCAGAGGCCAAAGUCUGGCACUACGACUACCACUGUCGCAGCCAGUGCGCGAAAGACCUCAAUUUGAAGGAAGAGGAAAUUGAGCAGGUCCUUCCCGCAACGGGCAUACAAAUGCGCCUGCUAUACCUGGCCACUGAUCCCUCCUUCAAUGACCCGCAACGCUACCAGGGCAAGGCGCAAGUUGACCACGUACUAUACCUGGUUCCUCUGGGAAUGGAAGCCAACCGUCUGCGGCGCGCCAUUGAGACGGUGGUCCGCCGUCAUGACAUCUUUCGCACCGUUUUCACGCCUACAAAGCACCCGCUAGCCGAGUACGCUCAGGUCGUUUUGUCCCGCGACGCGCCGCGCGCCGCACUACAGACGCGGAGCAUGUACGUGGAUGACGGGGGCACCGAGCAUGUGGCCAACAGCGAUGCCUGGAAGAAGGCACUGACUCAGACGCAAGAGGAUGCUGAGCAAUCGAUGGGACUGGAUACGCCAUCCAUUCGCAUGGCGUAUGUGCAGUCGCUCGACGAGCAGCGCUGCGUCAUUGUCUUAUCGCUCAUGCAUACCAUCUAUGACGGCGUUGCGUUUCGACUCUUUCGCGCCGCCGUGGCCGCCGAGUACGACGGCACGCCGCUCGGCAUGGAGCUUCUCCCUUUCAAAGCGGCUGUUGAGGACCACUUGGCAGCCGACUGGUUUGAAACUAUCCUAUUCCUCAUGUCGCGGUAUGCCAAUGUGCCCGUCUUUCGCACGGGAAAUCUUCGCCCGCGCACAACCCAGACGCGCGAAUACAAAGAGCUGCACUAUCAGCUGUAUCCGUCCAACUCACACAUGCGCCGCUUCUCCAUUCGCGCACGCAUCACGCUGAAUGAACUCAUGGGCCGAAAGCACUCAGGGCUGCCCAUGUCGGGCCAGGCAGUCGUGCAGGCGGCCUGGGCCAAGAUGCUCAGCCAGACCAUCCCUACAGGCGGUACCCGUCUAGACAACCAUGGCGCUACGCCGACAUUCGUCGAGUUUACCACGGCCUUCCAUGGACGCUACAGUGAAGCUGCCCGGCGGACCAUGGGGCCGUUGCUCACUGGCCUUCCGAUCAUGAUACCGAUUUCUGCUAUUCGAGCGGACAACAAGACAAACCGGGAGGUCUGCAGCCUUCUCUCUAUGCAGAAUCAGCAACUACUCAGCCACAUGGCCAUGCCAUGCCCCAACAUGGAAAUGGCGCAAGUGGGCAUGGACAGAGCUGACACGGGCCUGGUGCUGCAGAUCCACGAUCUGGAGCAAGAUGAAGCCCCCGACGCGAGAUCCCGGCUCCCAGACUUGCCUCUUUUCCACCACGACUCAAACGUUUUGCACCCGUAUAAGCCUCUCGAUUCGGGCUUUGUGAUCAUGGCCGAGGUCUGGCCGGGCGUGGGCGGGCCGGACGACAACUUGACGCUCAUCUGCAGCUACAACAGCCAGCGCCCGGGCUACGAGUUUUUGUCGCGCUCUUGGGUGCUCAGCGCCUUGGUCAGCUUUGACGAGGCAAUGACUGAUAUUCUCGAAAACCCGGAAGCUUCGUUUUGCGGGAACCCGGUCGCGGUGAAUGGCCAAAAAUGA